This is a messenger RNA of Amoebophrya sp. A25, 1642 nucleotides long. NCBI's taxonomy places the organism in Eukaryota, Dinophyceae, Syndiniales, Amoebophryaceae. The record is from the annotation of a GenBank genome assembly.
CUUCAGCCUGCGCACAGCCACGUUGCUCCUCUGAAAGCGGUCAAAAUCAGGAUGGCGCACCUCUAAAAAAUACUGAGGUUGACGGCUCAAAGGAUAACAAGAAAGGCACGAGGAUACCUCCUGAAGAGCAUGACGACGUCGACUUCGAUGAGCACACAAACAUUGCUUUCCUCGAGAACGUGACCAGUACAAGUACCGUAGGAAGAGGAGCACGAGCAGCGUUAGGCAGUGAAUCGUGGCAUCUGGCGCCGCGUAUUCACUGGUGGGAAAAAGGAAUUUUGAAAACAAAAUACCGUACUAACUGGAAGAAAAUUAACGCUACAAUCGCUGCAAUAGUUCAGCAAGGAGUUCUUCUAACCACGCGGUCUAAGCAAGCAGAAGUCACACAUGAAGAUAAGACUGAGGACGAGAGGACGAGCAAGAAGAGUGAGCACAAAGAAGAUACAAUCGCCCAAGUUCCCAAAGAUUGGACACCAAGUCUUGGCGAGAGCUCACGACGGAUCGAGAACCGAGCAGAAUGGGCUGACGAUGAUCGCAUACUGGGUUUAGUUAAGGUUCCCCCUAAUCCAUCUCUAUAUGCAUUCCUCAACAGUAUGCACCCCAAUGCAAGGGAAGUAGUAAGGUAUAUCCUUGCGGGAUCCCUACAUGGAUGAUCUAGGGGGAGCUCUAACUCGGGAGAUAUUGGAAACAAUCGAAAAAGCGACUACCUGUUGGGGGGCCGUGGUUCCUCGAGCAGUACAGCUUUGGAAAGCUACGCCUCUCUGGUCUGGCUGAAUCACCUCGAAAUUGGGUGUGCUCAUCGAAUAGUUGAAGAGAGGAAGGAGGUGGCUCCCGGGUCGGCUGAAACAAGCGGAACGACUGGAACGAAUGUCAUAUGUCAUUACCGCAGCCGGACGGGAGGACCAGCACCAGCGGCGUUCGCUAGUAAUACGAGCGCGAAGUGGAAGGAGACCAUUAAUGAUGCGCGAAUAAGAGCGAACAUUUUUCCAGUGCAACGUCUUUGGUCAGAGUGCGCGCACACUGCAGGCAUAGGCGAGGCGAAUGUGCGAGGCGUGAUGGAGGUCGGGCUCUCGUUCGGGAAAAUAUCUCAAGAACAACAUGAUGAAAAGGAAGGGAAGACCGAUGAAGGUGAACAAGGAGCAAUGAUCGAGGUGGACUCAACAAACGGCGUCGUGAGUAAGAUUGCUGACGCUGAGUCCUCGAGACAACUACAUCAGCACGACAACCGGCAACCGACGUGCGACACUCUUCUUCGGCCUGCAGGAAAUUGGGCCGAAGGAGCUGUUGUCGCUGCUGUAUGUGGGUGGCAGAUGCUAGGGGCUUUACUUUUCGAUGGCGUUUUCGUGAAUCGCACGCUAAAAGACCUUGGCGGCAGCGGCUUUAGUUUCCGAAACGAGGUGCAGCUACUCCAUAGCCUGCGACCGAAUUCUUGCCGUCUGCAAGAGGGUCAGGGUUUAGUUGAGGAUCAUGCUGUAACCUACACACGAAGUCAUAUUCCAGCCCGUGCUGCGCGUAAUUUGGAACAAGGAGUAGGAGUGGAUGACCUUGUAGUACUGAAACAACAAGUAGAAGAUUGGAAGCCCACCCCCGCUUCCGCUACCUCGCCUUCAACAUCUUUUAGUGCCGAAGCCAAGAACAAGAC